Messenger RNA from Mirounga angustirostris (Northern elephant seal), 2792 nucleotides. It is a transcript of the gene OTUD6B, whose product is annotated as OTU deubiquitinase 6B. NCBI's taxonomy places the organism in Eukaryota, Metazoa, Chordata, Mammalia, Carnivora, Phocidae. The record is from RefSeq and is a predicted model, not a curated record. The transcript has 7 exons. Bases 89 to 970 code for a protein of 293 amino acids. Gene Ontology annotation, biological process: protein deubiquitination. Gene Ontology annotation, molecular function: cysteine-type deubiquitinase activity.
ACCCCAGGUGAAGGUUGAGGGGUGGAAAGCGCCUGGUAGUCGGUGAUGUAGGUUUCUACCAGCGCAUGUGCAGGGCCACCUGGUCGUCAUGGAGGCAAUCUUGGCGGAGGAGCUUGAUGAGGAGGAGCAGCUGGUGAGAAGGCAUCGCAAAGAGAAGAAAGAGUUGCAAGCCAAAAUUCAGGGUAUGAAGAAUGCUGUUCCCAAGAAUGACAAAAAGAGGAGGAAGCAACUCACUGAAGAUGUUGCUAAGUUGGAAGCAGAAAUGGAACAGAAACAUAAAGAAGAACUGGAGCAAGUGAAGCUGAAUUCUAAGGAAAGUAAAAUAGAUUCUGUUGCUGUUAACAUUUCAAACUUGGUUCUUGAGAAUCAGCCACCUCGGAUAUCAAAAGCACAAAAGAGACGGGACAAAAAAGCUGCAUUGGAAAAGGAGCGGGAAGAAAGGAUAGCUGAAGCUGAAAUUGAGAACUUAACUGGAGCUAGACACCUAGAAAGUGAAAAACUGGCUCAAAUACUGGCAGCUAGACAGUUGGAAAUUAAACAGAUUCCAUCUGAUGGCCAUUGUAUGUAUAGAGCCAUUGAAGAUCAGCUGGAAGAACGGAAAUGCCCCUUGACUGUGGCUGCCUUGAGAAGUCAAACUGCUGAGUAUAUACAAGGCCAUGUGGAAGACUUUCUGCCGUUUUUAACAAAUCCUAAUACAGGAGAUAUGUAUACUCCAGAAGAGUUUACAAAGUACUGUGAUGAUAUUGUCAACACAGCUGCAUGGGGAGGUCAGCUUGAGCUAAGAGCUUUGUCUCACAUUUUGCAAAUGCCAAUAGAGAUAAUACAGGCAGAUUCUCCUCCUAUUGUAGUUGGUGAAGAAUAUCCAAAAAACCCAUUAAUACUUGUAUAUAUGAGACAUGCAUACGGCUUAGGAGAACAUUACAAUUCUGUUACCCAGUUGGUGAACACAGCUACUGAAAAUUGCAGCUAGUUUACAAAAUGUUGCAUAAUUAUGUUUUAGUACAGUGUGCCGAUCUGACUAUUCUUACAAGUGCUGGAUUGUUCUAACCUUACUGAAAAACACAACUACCUUAAAUCAGUUUUAUGGCAAAGCUACUAACACAGAUUUUUAAAAAAUGUGUCAGAGAUAAACUUUAACCAGUGUUUCCUUAUUGGUAUUUUAGAGUCCGUUGUGGAGAACGUCAUUUACAGACCAAGAUAGUAUCCUAUUUGCUUAGAUUUUUAUUAAUAUAAGGUCCUGAACAUUCUGUUCUGCACUGAAAAUAAAAAAUUUUUCUCCUUAUUACUAAAAGCUUUCAGUAACCAUUUUAAUGUAACUCUUCUUGAAGAAAUGAAACGAUUCGGUCUUUUUUUCUUGAAAAUAUGUGGUAAUGGUGAUAGCAAAUUUAAUUAAUGCUUAUAAAUGAAUCUGAUUUCAGUAACCUUGGUACUGAUGGGAUUAGUACUAUGAAGUUUUUUAUAUAAGCCUGUCAAAGUGUAGCUAAAAAGCUUGCUUUAAUAACUAAAAAUUUUAAAAUACUAAUUCACAUGGGAAUCAGUUAAGUUUAAGAAAUGAGACAAAUUCAUUGGUAAAUAGGUGUUCCCUAUCAGAUCAGACCUCUAAAGAAUUACAGAUUAGCCUUUUAUUUGUGUGCAAAUAAAGACCUGUCAGAUUACUGUCUCUCUAAUUUACUUGUUACUCCUUGCUGUUUCUUAAACUUCCAAAUGGAAUUACGACCACCAGUUGUUUUUUUUUUUUACAAAAGUUUUUUAGUGUCUUUAUUUUUUUAUUUUAUUUUUAUUUUUUAUUUUUGAAGUAAUCUCUCUGCCCAGCAUGGGGCUUGAACUCAUGAUCCUGAGAUAAAGAGUCCUUUUUGGUUUGAUCUAGUUUUUCCAAAUUAGGAAUGAGUAUUAAGAUUUAGCAUCAAGUUCAUAGUAUUUGAAUUUUUCCUCCAUGAAUGCACUAAUUUUUUUAAGUAAAUAUUGCGUUUUAUAAUACUAAAAACGAGUGUCAGCCUCACAUGCCCAGCUGGUGACAAUGUGGGAAGCUGGUAGGGACUGUGGUUAGAUAGAACAAGUAAGUACUACAUGAAGGUAUUCCAGUUCAAAAGGUGAAAAACCAUUCUGUUUGCCAAACAAAAUAUGUUCUGAAGGCUGACUGUUUUGGAAUCCUUGAUCUGAAAUUUUGGGGGCCUGAAAUUUAUAAAAGUUAAAUUAUAAAAUUGCUAAAUGUCUUGCCUUUAUUAUGAAGUAAUCUGUUACUUUAAAAUCAAAAGAUAAGCAUUGAGAAGUAAUAAAACAAAUAUCAUGAAACCUAGUUAUUACAAAUGCCAUCUAUAUUUAAAAUAACUUAUUGGUAGGUAUUUUUUUCUAAUAAGAUGAAUGGAAUUUUCUUGAUUAUAGUUUUAUUUUUAUUAUUUUUUAUUUUUAAAUGUCCAAUAUGGUUAUGAGUAAGAUUUGUGUGGUCAGCUUCUGUUUUUUCAUAAAACUUCAGAUAAUCAUUUUAGCUGUAACCAAAUAUUGAAGUCUUUAAAAAAUGGCAGAUGUUAAUUUAAAAACAGCAUAUACUAACUUAGUUUGCUGUGUGAUUAUGGUCUAAUGGAAGUUUCAUAAGCUUUCUUUUCUCCUAACUCAGAAAAGUAUAUGUCAGAGUUUUGGAAUAUGUCCUUAGCCAAGAAUUUUAUCCACUUAACAUAUGUUUACAAACUUAUAUAAAGCAAAAAAGAAUGUAUAACUAUAGUGAGCAAUAUAGUUUUGCUCCUAUUAUCUGAUGUUUGCCAAAAGAAGAAUAAAAGAUGUAUGAAUUAAAUCAA